Messenger RNA from Leucoraja erinaceus (little skate), 894 nucleotides. Its product is annotated as histone H1-like. NCBI's taxonomy places the organism in Eukaryota, Metazoa, Chordata, Chondrichthyes, Rajiformes, Rajidae. The transcript has a single exon. Gene Ontology annotation, biological process: nucleosome assembly. Gene Ontology annotation, cellular component: nucleosome. The record is from RefSeq and is a predicted model, not a curated record. Gene Ontology annotation, molecular function: DNA binding; structural constituent of chromatin. Bases 93 to 749 code for a protein of 218 amino acids.
UCGCUGCCUUUAAGUUGCGCUGUGCCGCCGCCUCUCGCUUCAUUUCUCACUCAGUCCUGAGUGUCAGAGAGAGUUUGUGCAGAGUCACCGACAUGACCGAGACCGCAGCCGCCGAAGCGGCUCCUCAAGCCGUCCCCGCCGCCCAAACCAAGGCUCCCAAGAAGAAGAAAGCGCCCGCCCGGAAGAAUGCAGCCGGUCCGAAGCUGGGCGACCAGAUCGACAACAUUGUGGCGGAUUGCCACGAUCGCCGAGGGAUGUCUUUCUAUGCGAUAAAGAAGGGACUGGCCGCCAAGGGUGUGGAUGUGGAGAAGUGCCGCCACCUGAUCAAGUCGGGCAUCAAGAGAAAAUUAGCAAACGGUUCCCUGGUUCAGCUCAAGGGCGUGGGCGCCUCGGGUUCUUUCAAGACCGGUCAGGGAGAAGGCGCCGUGAAGUCGGAAAAGAAAGUGGUUCCUGCAGCCAAAACAUCCAAGAACAAGAAAUCAACGUCCAGGAAAACCCCGACCAAGAAAUUACUGGCAAAAAAAUCUACCACCAAAAGAUCUUCGAUGAAGAAAUCUCUCACCAAGAAAGUUGUGGCCAAGAAACCAGCGCUUAAACAAAUGGCGGCGAAGAAAUCAUCGCCCAAGAAGGCGGCGCCGAAAAAACAAAAAAAGGCCGUAGUCAAAAAGACGAAGGCGGCCAAGAAGCCGGUAAAAGGCCAGGCGAAGACGAAAUCGGCGAAACCCAAGAAGGCAAUGAUCAAAAAGUGAAUUAUAAAGCGCACAUUGUAAACACCUGAACCCAACGGCUCUUCUCAGAGCCACCCACAUCUCUCAGGAAAGAGCUGAUCCAGACUCAAGCGAUCCCUGUCCCAAGACAAGCUCAGUGCCAGUGGGGACUCGUUUAAAUUACCGG